This is a messenger RNA of Eimeria tenella, 3048 nucleotides long. RefSeq lists its product as uncharacterized. The record is from RefSeq and is a predicted model, not a curated record. The transcript has a single exon. Lineage: Eukaryota; Apicomplexa; Conoidasida; Eucoccidiorida; Eimeriidae. Bases 1 to 3048 code for a protein of 1015 amino acids.
AUGGCUCAGGCAGCUUUUCCACUGGUCAUUUUCUCUCCUUCUGGUGGACAUGAUGUAGACGUUUCGCCGUCCCAUUUUCACUGGACAGCGGGCGACCACGUAGACAAUGAAGUGGUUAAGCGCACUCGGCACUGGAUCCGCAGAUCUUCUCAGUGCAAGUGGCCCAUCUUGUUCUCCGUGCUGGCUGUCGUGGCCAUCACUCUUGGCUGUUGGCGCAUAUGUUUCGGGCCGAGAGGCCGCAAAAAUGGACAACGACGAUUGGCAAGUGGAUCAUCUGAGGGAGGCGACCCCGAGCUCUCAGCCAUACUUGACUGGUGCCUGGAAAUGGAAGAAGAGAGAAACAUGCUUCAAGCACCUUCACAUGUCCAACCUCAGACAGUACAGCGGGUGCAUGAAAUGCCUCAUUCCAGUCCCCACUACCAGCAAAUGCUGCAAGCAGGAGUGAUGAGCACGUUUGCAAGUGGAGGGCAGGGUUCCCCAGCUGUUUUACCAUCACAACACACAUUGCCACCACAGGCACUGCAGCCGCCUCAUGCAGAGACUCCUCUCAGCUCCAACUAUCGGCAUCUGCUGCCGACAGGCCAGACACCUAUGCCUGCAAGUGGGGAGAAUGCUUUCCGUGCCUAUUUAGGGGAAGGGCAGCUGAUGCCACCUACAACAAUGCCACCACAGGCACAGCAGCCGCCUCCUCGAGAGCCUCCCUCUAGUCCUUAUUAUCAGGAUCCGCUGCGGGCUGGCCGCACAAGCGCGCAUUCAAGUGGAGGGGGGACCAUUCGUGCCCUUUUAGAAGGAAGACUGCUGCCACCUACAGCACUGCUGCCACAGGCACAGCAGCCGUACCAUGGAGAGGCUGGUUCCAGCUCCCACUAUCAGCACCAGCUGCAUGCGGGCCAAACAAGCACGGUUAAAAAUGGAAACGAGGGUGCUCAACAACUUCCAGAGGGAACGAAGCUGUUAUCGCCUACAGCGUUGCCACCACAGGCAGAGCAGCCGCCUCAGGAAGACCCUCAUUCCACUUCACACUACCAGCAACUGCUGCAAGGAGGCACGGCAAGCACGCUUCCAAAUGGAGGUGAGGCUUCGCUUCCCGCUUCAGAAGAAAGGCAGCCGUUGCCACCUGUAGCAUUGCCACCACAGGCACAGGAGCCUCCUACUGAAGAGCCUCAAUCCUGUUCCCACUACCAGAACCUGCAGCAAGCAGGCACGACAGACACGCUUGUAAGUGGGAGUGAGGCUGUCAAUCCUUCGUCGGAAGUAAGAGGCCAGCUGCUAUCACCUACAGCACUCCCAGCACAGGCAGAGCAGCCGCCUCGUUCGAAGCGUUAUUCCAGUUUCCUUUACCAAACACUGAUGCAAACGAGCACGACAAACAGAUUUUCAAGUGGAGGGGAGGGUUCUCCAGCUGUAGAGGGAAGGCAGCCUUUACCAGCUACAGCAUUGCCACCACAGGCACUGGAGCCGCCUCAUUCCACUGCCCACUAUCAAGAACUGCAGCAAACAGGCGCGGCAACCACGGUUCCAAGUGGGGGGAAUGCUCCGCAUCCCUUUGUAGAAGGAAGGCAUCGGUUGCCACAUACAGCAUUUCCACAACAGGCGCAACAGCCGCCUAAUGGAGAGCCUCAUUCCAGCUCCCACUAUCAGCAUCCGCUACGUGCGGGCCAGAUAGGCACGUAUCCAAGUGGAGGGGAGACUUCUCAUCUUUGCGGAUUUCCACGCCCUAUUCAGAACCACCCAUGGCCUAACGAAGAAAGAGAGCAGCGCCAAGUGAUGUGGCCUGCCGUUUCUUUGAGGGCAAGAGACCCUUCGUCACAUGGGCCGGCGCCUCGGCAAACACUGGGCCCUUCUAUUGCACCUCCUCUGAGAGGCAACUUACGUACUGCAGAGAAAGGAGUGUCCAUCCCCGCUGCAGUUUCUUGGGCAAACGACGCGCGCUCAGUUCCGGCACUGAAUGAGCAUGAUCCGUACCCAGUUGAUCCAGCAAGUUUUGCCCCUAGCGUAGCCCAGUCUGGUGAAGGCGCGGGCCCAUUGUUUCAAGAUGCCGUUUUGCAGGUCCAGCAGCCUGGUGUAUUUCCCGGAGCUCAACUGAGCUCAGAUCAAGUGCAUUCUUCUCAGCUUUCUUCGGGUUCAAAUCAGAAGAGGCCUUUGGAAGAGCUUGACGCCGGCAGUUCACGCGAUAGGCCCGCCUGCCCAAAGAGGCGGAAAACGGAAAUUUUUCUGGAGAUAGAGCUGAUGAACGACAAAUUCGCGUCUGGUGGUACUACUAAGCCUCAAGCUACAGCCACGUCGGAAAAUCCGGGAACUUCAGACAACAGCCAUGCGAUGCAGCCGCCUAGCGACACUUCUGCAUCUGAGGGCCAAGCAGAUGCUGCACAAGCAGAGGACGCCGAGAGCAGCAGUCCACCUUCUGAAACACCCGAUCAAAAAUCAUGCCGCGCUUACGAGUCUUUAGUUACGCAUCCAUUUUACAGACUGCCAAGACUGGCGCCUGAUGUUAAGGUAAGGCAGUUUUCUCCGGAGAAAGCCUUUUCACGCGGCAAUUUGAUUUCUCAAGCUUCAGCAGUUUUAGGAUGGAUUCGCUCACUUUUGGGCAAAGAAGAGCUGUCGGAAAGAGAUGCAAACGAGCUUGUUGCCGCCGCGGAGCGCGCUGUGUGUCAUUUAUUUCAUUUUCAUCAGUCACCUGUUCUAAAGCUCGGCGCCUCUCAAGCUGCCAUGGUUUUGGCGCGCCGGUAUCUUAUGUUAGAUGCGGUUGUCAGUAUCAUGCAUGUUGUAGGGCCGGCAAUGGUUGCGCAUCAGUGGUGGCCUGAGCUUGCCGCUGCGCUACCAACAACGCUGCAUUUCGGAUAUACCCAUUCACCAUAUAGGAGAACGAGGGCUCUCGAGGAACUUGCGACGAGGCUAAGUACGGCAGUAGAACUGCUAAAGAAGUGCAUUCGGCCCUCGCCACAGGAGACUGUUGAACUGAAGCGAGAGCUAUUUUGUAAGAAGACGUCUCCUCAGUGCUUCAUGGGGCUUCAGUGGGAGGCCUGGCGAUUGGAUGACGGACUUUGA